AUUUUAUUCAAUAAGUAUCUAAUUUUACACAGGGGAUUACAUUAGCUACCAUGACGUGCUAUUUAGGAACAGAAUCAUCUAAAUGUGACAGAAAGUUAUUGACAGUUACCUACGUCCAACAACCAGAAGAAAAAGAUGGCCCCUGUAAGUACAGCCAAGUGGUGGGGGAUGAAGGUAUGGAGAUGAUCCCCAGAUGGGCCUGGCAGGCACCUCCCAUACCAGAGACUCCAGUACUACCAACCCCUGCAACUCUGGUGCGCAUAACAAUAACAGGUGGACAACCUUGCAAAACAUUCGACAAAUGCUGCAAGGCACUCAAGAAGAUCAGAACUGUGACGAAGAGGCAGAAAGGGAUCGACGAUGUUCCUUUUAAUUUUAUGAUUGGAGCCGAUGGUCGAGUCUACGAAGGAAGGGGGUGGACGUUAGAACCCCAUAGAGACAUGUUAUUCGCUCCAGAGCUCAUGGGCAAUUAUUUAGAGUUUGCAUUCAUUGGAAAAUACGACAGCAAACACAAGGAGCCGUGGGCCUGUCGUGGUACAGCAAAUAUGCUGCUAAGAUAUGGAGUAAAGAUGGGCUUCAUACACCCAGAAUACCACGCUGAAUAUGACUACCAAGACAAGGUGUUCGACUACUUCAGAAAGCCAAGAAAACUCAAUAGAUGGUUUAGACCUCACACGACCAGAUAA
This is a messenger RNA of Macrosteles quadrilineatus (aster leafhopper), 686 nucleotides long. RefSeq names its product peptidoglycan recognition protein 1-like. The record is from RefSeq and is a predicted model, not a curated record. Gene Ontology annotation, biological process: peptidoglycan catabolic process. The transcript has 5 exons. NCBI's taxonomy places the organism in Eukaryota, Metazoa, Arthropoda, Insecta, Hemiptera, Cicadellidae. Gene Ontology annotation, molecular function: zinc ion binding; N-acetylmuramoyl-L-alanine amidase activity. Bases 51 to 686 code for a protein of 211 amino acids.